Messenger RNA from Cyanidioschyzon merolae strain 10D, 2286 nucleotides. Its product is annotated as arsenite translocating ATPase. NCBI's taxonomy places the organism in Eukaryota, Rhodophyta, Bangiophyceae, Cyanidiales, Cyanidiaceae. Gene Ontology annotation, molecular function: ATP binding; ATP hydrolysis activity. The transcript has a single exon. Gene Ontology annotation, biological process: post-translational protein targeting to endoplasmic reticulum membrane. The record is from RefSeq and is a predicted model, not a curated record. Bases 1 to 2286 code for a protein of 761 amino acids. Gene Ontology annotation, cellular component: GET complex.
AUGACUUUCGGCGAAGGGCUUUCAAACCUUCUCAGCUCUGAGACUCUGCAAUGGAUAGCUUUUACAGCAAAAGGAGGCCAAGGGAAAACAACUUGUGCCUGUGCGACAGGUAUUCAGGCCGCGUUACGGAGGCCGAACCAACGCGUUCUCGUGAUAUCCACAGACCCGGCCCAUAACGUGAGUGAUGCGUUCGGACAAAGGUUCGCUCGAGAUCCGCUUCCAGUACGAGGUUAUCCCAACCUCUACGCUAUGGAAAUCGACCCAGAGCGCGACUUCGCGGAGACGGAUCUCGGACGCGCCCUGCUGGGAAACGGCUUUGGCGGCGUUGCGGCCGAUGGCGAGGAAGGCGCGCGUGCGGCGCUCCCCGGCGUCGAGGAUGACCCGUUCGGUCUGAGCAGCCUGGUCUCGGAACUGAUCUCCUCGGUGCCUGGCAUAGAUGAAGCGUUAUCAUUUGGGCAGAUGAUGAAGUCUGUGCAGGAAAUGACGUUCGAUUUGAUCAUAUUCGACAUGGCACCGACGGGGCAUGCCCUAAAGCUCCUCUCUUUUCCCGCCGUAUUAGAAAAGGGCUUGAGUCGCCUGUUGGAUCUGCGCUCUCGCCUUGCGCCAAUGCUCAACAUGGCGUCGUCGAUGUUACGCAUGAGCGGCACGCCGGACAUGGGCGCCACAGCUAAUGCAUUCGACGAGGAGAUCGUGGGCAAAAUCGAGGAGUUGCUCAGCAUUGUCCGCAGAGUGGAUGCGCAGUUUCGGGAUCCCUCAAAGACGGCCUUCGUUUGUGUGUGUAUGCCCGAGUUCCUGUCACUGUAUGAGACAGAUCGGCUUUUGCGGGAGUUGCGGCGAAUGCGAAUGACAUGCUCAAACCUAGUGAUCAACCAGGUGUUGUGGGUCGCGGAUCUGCCGAGCCAUGUGCCGCAAAUGCCGCCAAAGUACUUGCCUGUGUGUCUGCCGCAAGAGCCCUGUGGUUGGAGCGCUCUGACCCUCUUCCAAUCCCGAGUUGAGAUCCAGUCCAAGUAUUUGCAGCAGAUCGAAGAUUUGUACGCGGAGGAUUUUCACAUAACUAGGGUGCCGAUGCUGCGGAAUGAGGUGCGCGGUGUCGACGAUCUUCGCGCUUUUGGCAAACGACUGCUCGUAGAUAGUGGCAUUCGGCCGCUGGAACCGGCACAAAACUCGCCGUUUGAACCCACGCUGCGCAACGUCCUUGAGGCACGCAGCCUCGAGCUCAUUAUUGCCAGCGGCAAGGGCAAUGUCGGGAAAACCACAACGACUUCAGCGCUUGCAAUUCAGUUGGCAGAGGAUACUCGACGUCAGCGGAGGGUGCUUUUGGUAUCUACCGAUCCCGCACAUAGUCUGAGUGACGCGUUUGGCCAAAACUUUACCGUGUCGCUUUCGAACACCCAGUCUCUGAGCGUCAACGAUAUCGACGAGGUGAUGCGCCCAGUGCGCGUUCAUGGCAUUGGAGGCCCUGGCAUCCUAGAUGUCUUGGAAGUCGAUACUGCGCAUUUCCUGCAGGAUAUUGGGAACGCUGUGCAAGAUACGAAUCUUAGUGAUUUGGCUGCCGGUGCCACGAACGCAAACGAUCCCCGAACUGCGCUGGCCGCCAUGAUGCUUGGGGCGUCACCGUCCGACAUUAUUCGUGACCUGCUCCAGGCUGUUCCAGGCCUGGAUGAUGCGAUUGCAUUCACCCGCCUUAUGCAGCGCAUUCAGGGACUCGACUACGAUGUCAUCGUACUGGACACGGCACCGACAGGGCACACGCUGCGUUUGCUCUCCUUCCCUGCCCUGCUGCAGAAAGGCCUCCAAAAACUAGAAGAAAUGCGCCAGAGAUUCGCGGGUGCGCUCUCGAUGGCCUCGAGUCUCGCGGAGAGCUCCGGCCUCGGCGUGGGCGGUGGUCGAAGACCCGACGAGGAGAUCGCCGAGCGACUGUCAAACAUGCAAGAAACCAUUCUGCGCGUUGUGAAGCAGUUCCAGGACCCCGAGCGAACCACUUUUAUAUGUGUCUGCAUCGCUGAGUUUCUCUCUGUCUACGAGACCGAGCGCUUGAUUCAGGACCUGGCAGAGCACGACAUCGACGCGCACAACAUCGUCGUGAACCAGCUCUUUCCUCCGAGCGCCACUGAAGCCGAACGCAUCGAUAUGGUAUGCGCGCGAAUUGGCAUGCAGCAAAAGUAUCUGCGAGAGAUCGACGAACUCUACGCGCGAGAUAUGCGGCUCGUCGUGCUGCCGCUGGAGCCUCAAGAGGUGCGCGGCGCAGAGGCGUUGCGUCGCUUUGGCCAACGUCUCGCCAGUUAA